AGCUGCGCCUCGGCGUGCUCGGCUGCCGCCGCAGUGCAGUCGCCGUUUCUGGUCACGCGCGGGAUGCUGCUUCUGGCGUUGGGCGGCCCGUGGGCGGCCGGACUGCGGCUUGGUGGGAAGAGGACGGCACCGUGGGCAGCCACUGCGCUCCGAGGCCCUAGGGCGGCCGUCUGGCGGGCGGCCUCCUGCAGAGGCUCCUCGGGGCGGGGCGGCGGCGGGGGCGCGGGGCUGUCGGCAGCCGCGACGCUUCUGCCGUGUCGGGUGCGAGCGCAGAUACCUGUUUCUUGGGAAAGAUGUGUUCGAUGUUUACAUACACAGCUUGAAAAAUCAGAAGAUGGAAGGCUGAUUUAUACUGGGAAUCUGGCCCGAGCAGUAUUUGGUGUGAAAUGUUUUUCUUACUCUACAAGUCUGAUCAGCCUUGCAUUUCUACCGUACAUUUUUGCACAAAAUAAUAUUAUAUUUGGAAGUCUGCCUUUGCAAAUCUUAUUUUAUGGCAUCAUAGGAAGCUUUACAGUGAUCACUCCAACACUGCUUCACUUUCUUACAAAAGGCUAUGUCGUUCGGUUGUACCAUGAGGCCACAACAGACACUUAUAAAGCCAUUACUUAUAAUGUUGUGCUUUUGGAAACGAGUACAGUGUUCCACCAGAAUGACGUGACGAUUCCAAAUAGCACACAUGUGUUUACCACAUUUUAUGCUAAAACAAAAUCACUGUUAGUUAAUCCAGCACUUUUUCCAAACCCUGAAGACUAUAACCAUCUAAUGGGUUAUGACAAACCAUUCACUUUUGAUGUGGAAGAAGCCAGUGAAAAGAAACAGCUUAAAGAAGAGAAAUGAGUCUGUCGUUUUUAUGUUUGUGCUUAAAUGUGAUUUAUGUUCCAGUGUAUAAUAAUUGCCUUUACUUAUGAUUUUUGUUAGUGACUGAUUGUUAAAAAAAUAAUUUGAAAUUGUAUCACAGAACUUUCCAUUUCCAGAGAAUUAUGUUCCUUUGUAAUAAAAAAAAAGUUACAUUUGAAAAACAAAACAUACAA
Lagenorhynchus albirostris (white-beaked dolphin) is the source of this 1031-nucleotide messenger RNA. It is a transcript of the gene TMEM70, whose product is annotated as transmembrane protein 70. The transcript has 3 exons. Gene Ontology annotation, biological process: mitochondrial proton-transporting ATP synthase complex assembly. Gene Ontology annotation, cellular component: mitochondrial membrane. The coding region runs from base 64 to 837 and encodes 257 amino acids. Lineage: Eukaryota; Metazoa; Chordata; Mammalia; Artiodactyla; Delphinidae. The record is from RefSeq and is a predicted model, not a curated record.